UCACAACUGUUUUUGUUUACAUAUUCACGAUGAUUUUAGAACAAAUUUAUUAAUGAAAAAGUCUUAAAUUAUGACUUACACACUAUGUCAAGUUUGCCUUAAAGGCAGGGAUAAUGUAUUCCCUUUAUCGGGGAAAGAUAUUGAAAUAUACAAUCGUAUUUUCAAAGAGCUCUCAAAUGAAUCGCAAAUGUUGAUGUGUAUAUUUUGCACGAAUUUAUUGCGUAAGUUGGACAAAUUUGCAGAACAAUGUCGCAAUGCACAAACAAAAAUGAAAGAAAAAUCAAAACAGGAUACAUUUACAAUACAGAACAACAUAAACAACAUAUCUAUAUCACCAACAAAAACAUACUAUAUAGGUCCUGAUUGGAUGCAUUUAGAUUGUAACAUAAAAAUGGAGGAAUGUAACACAGUUUAUGUAAACGAUGAUGUACCAAUGUUGUUUUGUGAAAGCAGUAUGGAUGCAGAAUUUGAAAAUGGAACUCUAGAUGAUAGUAACAAUGUAAAUAUGUUAGAAGAAUCAAACACUGAAUUAGAUAUUGAUAAUGAUCCUUCAAAAUGUGGUAAAAAUAAGAAGCAAAAGAAAGUGUUAAAAGAGGGAUUCAGUUCGCGAAUGGUUCAAGAAACCUCCGAGUAUACUGUCAUCAAAUUGACUAAAGAACAGGUUUUAGAUGAAAUGAAGGAACGUUCAAAAAGCGAGAAAUAUCUACGUGCUCCAUACAAAUGUGAGAGUUGCGUGAAAGGUUUUAAUUUUGAGGAUGUAUUACAAGGUCAUAUGGAGAAACAUUCACAGAAACAAGGUCAGUACCGUUGUGAGCUUUGCACUCAAUACUGUCCUAGUUCUGUCUCACUGCGAGGUCAUAUGAAGUCACAUACAACAAGAUAUAGAUGCAAGAUAUGUGGCUAUAUCCGUCUCUCUCGCCAGCAUGUACUGGAACACCAUACUAUAGUGCAUACACACGCAGCAGCCGCGUACAGCUGCGGCCGGUGUGUCUUCACCACCAACAAACGUACCGUAAUGCAGAGACACGUUCGCAUACACAACAGCACGUCGACUCACGAAUGUCAUAAAUGCGGCAAAAUGUAUAAAAGCUUAGAAUCUCUACGUGUGCAUACUAUGCGUCACGACAACAAAAAGAGGUUCCAAUGCGACCAGUGUAACUUGAGCUUUGUGUAUCCAACACAAUUACACAAGCACGUUCAAUCCGUACACAUACGUAGGGAUUACUAUUGCGUUGAAUGCGAUAUUAAAUUCAAAUCUAUGGACACUUUGAAGUUACAUUUCAAACGUGCGAAAAGACAUCGAGAUGGCGCUCAUAACAACAAAAGUGAAUCGAGAAGUUUGUCAAGUAACACGCGACCUCGUCGGAAACAAAACACAUUAAAUUCGUAAUAAAAAUCACCACCAGUUAACACUUUAAGUGCCGCUGACUCAAAAAAAAUCUUAAUGGCGGUGCAGAGCCGGCGUUAGAUAAUGGCGUUAAGUCGCCCAGGGUGAUAACCAAAAGGGGCGCCCUAGGUCUGCGAAUUACAGUCUCACGUAAUCCCCCUCCGUAAAAUGAAAUAAAAAAUUGGAGAUAAUUUCU
This is a messenger RNA of Papilio xuthus (Asian swallowtail), 1583 nucleotides long. RefSeq names its product zinc finger protein 37 homolog. The record is from RefSeq and is a predicted model, not a curated record. Lineage: Eukaryota; Metazoa; Arthropoda; Insecta; Lepidoptera; Papilionidae. Gene Ontology annotation, cellular component: nucleus. The transcript has 10 exons. Gene Ontology annotation, molecular function: zinc ion binding. The coding region runs from base 71 to 1390 and encodes 439 amino acids.